GAAAUUUUGAUGGUGCAAUUUAUUUGCUCUAGUUUGAUGCUGUGCGUUUCGAUGUAUGAGUUAUCUUUGUCGGAACCCAUGAGUGCCCACUUUUUUCAGGUGUUUUUGUUUCAAAUUUCAGCCACCAAUGAAAUAUUUCUGUACUGUUGGUUUGCGAAUGAAGUUAUCAUUAAGAGCGAAAAGUUAUAUUAUGCUACUUUUGAGUCACAGUGGUACGAUUCGUCGACAACUUUUAGAAAGAAUUUGACCAUUUUUACGCACCAGGUCAAAAAGCCUAUUUGCUUGUUCGUAUAUAAUAUUGUUCCGGUUGAUAUUAAAUCUUUCAGUGGGUUGCUACAAAAGUGUUGGAGUUUCUUCAUUGCUAUGAAGAAUACGGAAGACUUGCGAUCUAAUAACUAA
Molecule: messenger RNA, 399 nt
Organism: Zophobas morio
Lineage: Eukaryota; Metazoa; Arthropoda; Insecta; Coleoptera; Tenebrionidae
Product: odorant receptor 4-like
Exons: 4
Coding region: 10-399 (129 amino acids)
Biological process (GO): detection of chemical stimulus involved in sensory perception of smell; sensory perception of smell
Cellular component (GO): plasma membrane
Molecular function (GO): olfactory receptor activity; odorant binding
Source: RefSeq, a predicted model, not a curated record